AUGAAAACAGAAAUUAGUAAAAUCCUUAGUUUAGGAAAGUUUUUUCAAGUAACAAGUAAUACAAAUAGCAAUAUGACAUAUGUGUUACAACCUUCAUGUACAAUUCUGAUAAAUAAUAUUUAUAUCAGCUGGCUUCGAUCUAUUCAUGCAAAGGCACAAUCACAUUUCCCUGUUUAUUUAUCGGCAGUAAAUAAGAAGGAUUUAUGCUAUGGAUUUAUUGAGAAAAUGUUUGAUACAUCCCCAAAACUUAUUGAAAUUAAUGAUAAAAGUUCCCAAUUACUAGAAAAAUCUAAAUUAAAGUUUAGCCUUAUGGUACCAAAACAAGAUGUGAUGCAGUACUUUUUUCAGUGGCAAAGAUAUAGAAAAUAUUGGUGGAGUUCUAUUACAACAACACCCAGCUUGUUUAUGGUGAAUGACAUGAAAUAUGAAGGCUCAACAGUGAAUACACAAAUUGUAGCCAAUUUUGAAAAGGGUCAAAACAUAGUGGAACAUCUCUCUAUGAUCAAAAAUAUGGACUCCAGUGACUCUGCCAGUAUUACAUGUUGUAUGUCAAUGGAAACAGCAUUGGUGUCACUUUUACUUGAUGGCAUGUCAAAUCAACACAAAUAUGGAUAUUUGAGACUACACUACAAAAUGGCGCCAUAUAAAAUAUCCUUUGCUUUACAUAGUACAGAUAAUAAAACGUUCGAUACUCUCAAGGAGCUAGCUGCAUUACUUCACAAUAAGCUCACCUUGGCGCAAAUAAAAUCGCUGCUUCCUACGUUUUCACAUCCAAUACAGCUUCAGAUAGAAGAAAACUUAAAAAUUGGUGUGCCUUACACUGCAAUCCUCAAUGAGGAAACACUCACAAAUGGGAUUUUUCAUUUACUUAACAGCAGUACUAUGUUAAAGGAGCAAGUUCAUAUCGCAGACUUUGAGGAAUAUGCAUCUUUGUUAUUUAGAUAGAAUUUGUUACAAUAAAGUAUUAAAUAUAA
Molecule: messenger RNA, 974 nt
Organism: Pieris napi
Lineage: Eukaryota; Metazoa; Arthropoda; Insecta; Lepidoptera; Pieridae
Gene: DNApol-gamma35
Product: DNA polymerase subunit gamma-2, mitochondrial
Exons: 6
Coding region: 1-945 (314 amino acids)
Source: RefSeq, a predicted model, not a curated record